GCUACCCUGGACAGCGCCUCGCCGCCGCGGCGCCAUGGAGCAUCUGAAAGCUUUUGACCGGGAAGUAAAUGCAUUUGUGGACUAUAUGUUUGGACCUCGAGAUUCCAGGGUUAGAGGAUGGCUCCUUUUGGACUCUUACCUUCCCACAUUUUUCCUCACUGUCGCGUACCUGCUCUGCAUAUGGCUUGGCAACAAGUUCAUGAAGAACAGGCAGCCUUUCUCUCUUAGGGCUCACCUCAUUGUAUAUAACCUUGGGAUUACGCUGCUCUCCUUGUACAUGCUCAUAGAGCUCAUCCUUGCCACGUGGGAAGGAGGCUACAACUUGCAGUGCCAGAACCUCCACAGCGCCGGGGAGGCUGACAUCCGGGUAGCCAAGGUGCUAUGGUGGUAUUAUUUUUCCAAAGUAAUUGAAUUUGCAGACACUAUCUUCUUUGUACUGAGGAAGAAAAGCAGCCAGAUCACCUUCCUCCAUGUGUAUCACCAUGCCACAAUGUUUAACAUUUGGUGGUGCGUUCUGAACUGGAUACCUUGUGGGCAAAGUUUCUUUGGACCCACUUUGAAUAGCUUUAUCCAUGUGCUCAUGUACUCCUAUUACGGACUGUCAGUCAUCCCUUCUAUGCGAAAGUAUCUGUGGUGGAAGAAAUACCUCACUCAGGCACAGCUGAUCCAGUUUCUGCUCACCAUUGUGCACACGCUCAGUGCAGCUGUGAAGCCGUGUGGGUUUCCCUUUGGCUGCCUCAUGUUCCAGUCUUCCUACAUGGCCACACUGGUCAUCCUCUUCGUUAACUUUUACAUUAAGACAUACCGGAAAGCACCUUCAAGAACAGCAGCAAAGGAAGCCCCUGUCACAGCAGAAGUCAAGAACGGAUUCCAUAAGAACUACUUUGCUGCUUCAAACGGAUUCCUGAACAAUAAGAAAGCACAAUAAGUAUAGUACUUCCUGUGAUUUUUUCUAAGAAAAAAACAGAAAACAAAAACAAGAGACUGAAUUACAGGCUUUAGCUUAAAAUCUAUUUGAUUACACCUAUCAGUUAUUUGUACCGGACACUCAUUAAUGUUCUGCUAUUUAAGUUUUAACAAAAUAAGUUUAUUUGUCCUGUCAAAGAACACCAUCAGAACAAUAAGGCCAACCUCUUUCUCAAGUGAAAAAGAAAAUAUUUCUGAUUUGUACUGCUGGCACAAAAAUGCCUUAUAAACCACUGGAUGGAAACAUUCAGAGUCUUCAAAAGGUUAGGGCUCUGCUAGACUGACACUUUGAACACUCUCUCCUAUGAAGACAGGCUGAGGAAGUUAGACUUGUUUAGCUCGGAGAAGAGAAGGUGCUGAGGAGAAUACUAGGUCCUUCCAGUACUUGAAGGGAGCUUAUAAGGAGGAAUGGGACUGACUUCUUACAUGGUCUGAUACUGAUAGGACAAGGGGGAAUGGCUUUAAAUUAAAAAGGGAAGAUUUAGGUUAGAUAUUAGGAAGAAACUCUUCACUAAGAGGGAGGUGAAGUGCUGCAACAGGCUGCCCAGAGAGAUUGUGGGUGCCCCAUCCCUGGAGGUGUUUAAGGCCAGGUUGAAUGGAGCCCUGGGCAGCCUGAGCUGGUGGGUGGCAGCCCUGCCCAUGGCAGAGGGAUGGAACUAGAUGAUCUAUAAGGUCCCUUCCAACCCAAGUAAUUCUAUGAUAAAUGGAUUUUGGAAUAAAUUGGAGCUCAGCAACUUAGUGAAGAUAAGUUCUUUGAGUGUAAAUGUGCACAAAGUUAACUAUAUACAAAUAUUUGAACUGCAGCAAAAAAGAAAGUGUGCUAAAUAUUCAUAGACUAGAAGAUACAGAAAGUCUUAAAAAGCAAACAUAGCAAUGAGCCAAGUACAUCAUAAAGGAAUUUCUACACUUCCUACACUAGGUGAACCAAAGAGAUUUCCAGUCUGCAGUAGGAAUGCUGCGUGUCACACAAAAUCCGAUCACUAGCUCCACUGCUUCAGUUAGCUAUGCUUACUUCCCACUUUAAUUAUUACAAAUUAAAGAAAGCUUAGGUUAGCUUUGAGGACCUUUGCUGUGCCCUUUUCUAACCAAAGUGGACACAGCCUCUUUUCCUUUCCCUUUUCCACAGUGAAAUAGUUGUGGGCUCUUUCAGCCUAGUGUAUUUAAAUUCUCUCCACAAAAACCCCUUUGUGGUCAUGACAGCUCUCCCAUCACCGUGUGGGGCCUCAGCAAGGAAGGAAAGGAACCACAUAUACAAAGCCAUAGAAUAUAACAGAAUAUAGAAUAUCCUGAGUUGGAAAGGACCCUAAGCAAUCCAAAGUCUUAUGAGGAGGGGCUGAGGGAGCUGGGAUUGUUCAGUCUGGAGAAGAGGAGGCUCAGUGGAGACCUUAUCACUC
Molecule: messenger RNA, 2360 nt
Organism: Numida meleagris (helmeted guineafowl)
Lineage: Eukaryota; Metazoa; Chordata; Aves; Galliformes; Numididae
Gene: ELOVL2
Product: ELOVL fatty acid elongase 2
Exons: 8
Coding region: 35-928 (297 amino acids)
Biological process (GO): very long-chain fatty acid biosynthetic process; fatty acid elongation, saturated fatty acid; fatty acid elongation, monounsaturated fatty acid
Cellular component (GO): endoplasmic reticulum; endoplasmic reticulum membrane
Molecular function (GO): fatty acid elongase activity
Source: RefSeq, a predicted model, not a curated record